AUGUCUGCCAAAAUUGUGAUCUGUCUGGCUGUGUGCGUGUUCGGUUCGGCUUCCGCCGGUGUUGUGCCCGUUGCGGCGCCUCUUGCAGCGGCCGGAGUUGUUGCACCCUACGCCACCUCCUACAACGCCCACACCGUCAACCAUGCCGUGGCGGCUCCAGUCGUAGCGGCCGCUCCGGCCGUCGUUGCUGCGCCAGCUGCACGUUUCGUCGCUCCGGCGGCACCAGCUCUGGCGUACACCGCUGCCGGACUCCCAGCGUACAGUGCGUACACCGCUGCCGGACUCCCGGCGUACAGUGCAUACACCGCCGCCGGUCUGCCGGCCCUCAGCCCGUACACGGCUGUCGCCGGUCUGCCGACCCCGUACGUGUUCUAA
Molecule: messenger RNA, 375 nt
Organism: Anopheles marshallii
Lineage: Eukaryota; Metazoa; Arthropoda; Insecta; Diptera; Culicidae
Product: cuticle protein 16.5-like
Exons: 2
Coding region: 1-375 (124 amino acids)
Source: RefSeq, a predicted model, not a curated record